This is a messenger RNA of Cylicostephanus goldi, 323 nucleotides long. Lineage: Eukaryota; Metazoa; Nematoda; Chromadorea; Rhabditida; Strongylidae. The record is from the annotation of a GenBank genome assembly.
AUGUCACUACACCCAGUGCAUUGGGUUAUGUCAACAGUGAAACAAAUCCAUGCGUCGCCCCAUAAUCUUGGAUUACAUGGUUAUCUCAGCGCAGCGGUGGUGGGACAUCAUUCAGGCCUAAAAUUAGCCUUAACGCACAGAACAAAGUGCUUAAAUCGUCUCUUCUUCGUUGUUUGUCGCGUUGAACGGUCUGCAAGCGCUGACUUACCUCAAAGAUACCUCGAUGAUAUCGCGAAAUGUGGGAAGAUUUGGAAGCGACUAGGUGGUUUUAUGGUGGGUCAACCUGAAGAAGACGAGAGCUCGGAACAAGCUGGAAAGUAAGU